This is a messenger RNA of Trichogramma pretiosum, 717 nucleotides long. RefSeq names its product ubiquitin-40S ribosomal protein S27a. Gene Ontology annotation, cellular component: cytoplasm; nucleus; ribosome. The record is from RefSeq and is a predicted model, not a curated record. NCBI's taxonomy places the organism in Eukaryota, Metazoa, Arthropoda, Insecta, Hymenoptera, Trichogrammatidae. Gene Ontology annotation, biological process: modification-dependent protein catabolic process; protein ubiquitination; translation. Gene Ontology annotation, molecular function: ubiquitin protein ligase binding; protein tag activity; structural constituent of ribosome. The transcript has 4 exons. Bases 180 to 650 code for a protein of 156 amino acids.
UGUCCAUCGAAACGUGGACGGUGGAAUGUGUACACUUGUAUCACAAAAAACAACUAUUUUCAACUGAAGAUUCUCAAUCAGUAGUAGGCGAGCUUCUUUAUUCUCAGAUUUAGAAUACCGGCUUCGUUCGGUGCACGGUGAAAGUGUUCUUUUUGCAUGGAAUGUUCUAAAAGAUCAAAAUGCAAAUUUUUGUUAAAACCUUAACUGGGAAAACCAUCACUCUUGAAGUUGAUGCGGCUGAUUCGAUUGAAAAUGUUAAAGCCAAAAUCCAAGACAAGGAAGGAAUUCCUCCAGAUCAGCAAAGAUUAAUCUUUGCUGGAAAACAACUCGAAGAUGGACGCACACUUUCAGACUAUAACAUUCAGAAAGAAUCAACCCUUCACCUUGUCCUUCGGUUGAGGGGUGGUGCUAAAAAAAGGAAAAAGAAGAAUUAUUCUACCCCCAAAAAAAUCAAGCAUAAGAAAAAGAAAGUCAAGCUUUCUGCCUUGAAGUUUUAUAAGGUUGAUGAAAAUGGCAAAAUCCAUCGAUUGAGAAGAGAAUGCCCGUCCGAACAAUGUGGUGCUGGAGUUUUUAUGGCCGCUAUGGAAGAUAGGCAUUAUUGCGGAAAAUGCGGAUAUACACUUGUAUUUAAUAAACCGGAAGAUGUAUAAGACCAUAAGCUUUUCAUUGUGUUUUACUAAAAAAUUCUAAUUGUAAUAAAUAGUAUUUUUAACUCAA